Molecule: messenger RNA, 1353 nt
Organism: Cryphonectria parasitica EP155
Lineage: Eukaryota; Fungi; Ascomycota; Sordariomycetes; Diaporthales; Cryphonectriaceae
Exons: 4
Biological process (GO): secondary metabolite biosynthetic process
Molecular function (GO): monooxygenase activity; FAD binding
Source: RefSeq, a predicted model, not a curated record
GUCGAACAGCUCCCGUCCAGCGGGGUCUCUGUCAUUGUUGUGGGAUCCGGCAUAGGCGGCCUGUCUGCAGCCCGCGAGCUCUGGCGCAUCGGAUGCGACGUUCGAGUGCUGGAGAGACGACCGCAGGAGAUUUUGACCGGUGACCGGUUCCUGCUCGGCCCCAGCGGCAUAUCGACCCUGCGCAAGUUCCCUCGCCUGAUGCGGGAGAACAAUGCCAUUGGGGAGUUUCCUGACUACUACGUCUUCAAGUACGACGGGACACAGCUUCGAAAGUUCCCCAUCAGGGAGAUGCUGAGCGAGUCGGCCCGCGCCGAGCUUCCUCCCGGCACCGCCCCGCAGGAGACCUCUCGGCCACGUAUCUAUGCGGCCAUGCUGUCGCAGCUGCGGCGUGUGGGCGUCCUCGUCGAGCACGGCCGCGAGGUUUCCUCGUACUUUGACGACGAGGAGAACGGGGCUGGUGUCUUGCUGAAGGACGGCACGCGACUCAAGGCCGACCUCGUCGUCGCCGCCGACGGCCUGCAGAGCCGCAGCUGUAAUUUGGUCUAUGGAAAAGACGUCCCUGUCAAGCCUGUCGGGACUGCUGCAUUUCGCGCCUCAUACCCGCCCGAGCUCGCAGCUGAUAACGCUAUCAUCCAAGAGGCGUACCCGGCAGACAAGGCACCCCAGGAUAUGCAGCUUUUUGUCUGGCGGUUUCAGCAUGAAUUAGGAUGGGGGGCCCAGCGCAAGGACGAUGGCCGGUCGGAGGAGUCGUGGGAGAGAUAUUCAUCUCCCUCGAGGGUGCUGGAAUUUCUCGCGGCUCACCCGGAGCUUCCUCCUGCUGUGGCCGAGGUCAUCCGCCUAACACCGCCUGGCGAGGCCAUUGACUAUCAGAUCUCGAUGCGCGAGCCACAGGCGACUUGGACGUCGCCCUCUGGCCGUAUCAUCCAGGUCGGCGACGCAGCACAUAUAUACCAUCCCAGCUCCGGCGCCGGCGCAACACAGGCGUUGGAGGAUGCGGCGUCGCUUGCCUCGUGCGUCUUGCUGUCCGGGUUCGACAUUCCCUGGGCCACGCGCGUGUCCAACCUCCUCCGGUUCGAGCGCACCUCGUGCAUCCAGGCGUUUGGCCUCUACUCGGAGGCGUUCCGAGGCAAGGGCCAGAACCUGCUCAGGUACAGCCGCUGGAUCGUAACGCAUGAUGCUGAAGCGUAUGCGCGCGAGCGGUUUGCUGAGGCGUUGGAUCACCUCCAGAAAGGUACGCCGUUCAGGAACACUAAUCUGCCGCCAGGUAUGGUCUACCGCCCGUGGACGGCUGACACGCUGCUUGCACAAAAGGAGAGGGGCGAGCCGACGGUGCUCGAUGGGGACUGGAGCUGA